AUGGGAUUUGACAUCGCAUUCUCGAUGGCCAAAGCGCUGAAGAACCACACCUUCCUGCUGUGGCUUCGGAUGCUGCACGAGACAGGGCCGGGCAAAGCCAAGACGUUCACGAUCGACUUCCUCGGCCGGCAUGUCAUCCACACCAUCGAGCCCGAGAACAUGAAGGCUCUGUCGGCCACCGUGUGGAAGGACUUUGGCGUCGAGCCCUUACGUCGCAAGACGGGGGCCAGCAUGCCUUUCGCGGACAAAGGUGUCAACACCACCGACGGCCAUGAUUGGGCCUUCAGCAGGUUCCUGAUCAAGCCUUAUUUCCUCCGCGAAGCCUUUUCCAACACGGACCGUCUGAAGGAGCAUACCGAUAACCUCCUGAGCUUGAUCCCCCUUGACGGCUCCACCUUUGACAUGCAGACGUUGAUGCAACGCUGGUUUCUUGAUACAUCGAGCCAUUUCCUCUUCGGCGAGUCCAUGAGCUGUCUCUUGUAUCCUGAACGAGCCGAGAUCGCAUGGGCCAUGACCGAUAUUCUACGCGGACUGCGUCUGCGCCUGCAGAUGAGCAAGUGGCUCUGGAUGUUCCGGUGGAAGGUCUGGUUUGACGCCAUAGACGUUGUCCACGGGUUCAUCGACCGGCAAGUCGAUAGAGCAUACAAGGAAAGGACCGAGAAGGCAAAAGGGAACGCAGUGAGCCAAGAUGCAUCGUCGUUCGGCGUCAGGUUGAAGCCCGAAAGGACAGAUUUGCUUUGGUCCAUGGUCGGCAACGUCCCGGAGGACAGGGAGCGAUUACGAUCAGAAAUGUUACUCCUAUUUGUGCCGAACAAUGACACGACCUCCAUCUUCAUCAGCAACGUCUUCUGGAAUCUUGCACGCUAUCCCGACGUCUACGCCAAGGUCCGGGAGGAAGUGCUUUCCGUCGGCGAGGACGCAGCUCUGACAUACGAGUGUCUUCGGUCCAUGAAAUACCUCGACGCAGUGCUGAAUGAAACGCACCGACUCUACCCCAAUGGCAUCAUGCAAGUGCGCUACUGCAUCAAAGACAGCACGCUUCCCCUCGGUGGCGGGAGGGAUGGGAAGUCGCCCAUUUAUGUCAGGAAGGGCGACGUAGUUCAAGUCAACAAGAACGUCAUGCAUCGGGACAAGGAUGUGUGGGGAGAGGAUGCUGAUGAGUUCAAACCGGAACGAUGGUUCGGGCUUCGUCCGUAUUGGAACUUCGUGCCCUUUGGUGGUGGCCCUAGACGUUGUCCCGCCCAACUUCUGGUUACUACAGAGGCAAGCUACGUCGUUGCGCGGUUCUGUCGACGCUUCAAGGCAAUUGAGAAUCGGGACUCCAACGGCUACGUUCCUGUCAUGCGCGCAGGUCCGGUCAACACCAAUGGCGUCAAGAUUGCUGUUACACCUGUCUAG
Messenger RNA from Aspergillus bombycis, 1398 nucleotides. Its product is annotated as cytochrome P450. The transcript has 3 exons. NCBI's taxonomy places the organism in Eukaryota, Fungi, Ascomycota, Eurotiomycetes, Eurotiales, Aspergillaceae. The coding region runs from base 1 to 1398 and encodes 465 amino acids. The record is from RefSeq and is a predicted model, not a curated record. Gene Ontology annotation, molecular function: iron ion binding; heme binding; oxidoreductase activity, acting on paired donors, with incorporation or reduction of molecular oxygen, reduced flavin or flavoprotein as one donor, and incorporation of one atom of oxygen.